Messenger RNA from Danio rerio (zebrafish), 2445 nucleotides. It is a transcript of the gene utp25, whose product is annotated as UTP25 small subunit processor component. Gene Ontology annotation, cellular component: nucleolus. The record is from RefSeq and is marked provisional. Lineage: Eukaryota; Metazoa; Chordata; Actinopteri; Cypriniformes; Danionidae. Gene Ontology annotation, biological process: system development; rRNA metabolic process; gene expression. Gene Ontology annotation, molecular function: U3 snoRNA binding.
AGGAGCUGGUUACACACGUGUGUGUAGAUGUAGAACAGAAACAUGGGCAAAAGAAGGCGAGGAAAACAGGAGAUUGAUAAUUUAACUAAGAAACAGAAGAAACAUCUAAAGGAAUUUGGUGAACAACACCCUUUUCACGAUAAGGUUGUUGAAAGACCGGAGAAGACUCAGAUUUUGCGCUUGCCUGACAGUCCACAGCGCCCUGAACCAGACAGUGAGGAUGACAGUGAUGCUGAGCAACCAUCUGCAUAUCAGAAACUACUGUCCACCAUGAUUCAAGGUGAUGAAGAUGAUGUUGAGAGUGAAGAUGAAGAAAGCGAGGAAGAGGAUAACGAGGAGGAAGCUGAAGUUGAAGGUGAUAGUGAAGAAGAAGUGGAGGACACCGAUGAAGAGGACGGGAAUGAUGCUGAGGAAGUUUUAGAGGAUAAAGUGGAAGAAACAUCUGACAAAUUACAGAAAAAACACCCUGAAAAGACCAAUGGAGAUGUAGAGGAGAAUGAAGAGGCAGAGAUGGAGGGAGAGUUUACAGAUAAAAAGAAUGAAGCUGCUUUCUGCUUGGAGACCAAUAUGCCUGCAGAAGGAGAGGAAAACACAGCACAACAGGAACAGGAUGAAGACAUGUUUGUGAAGCACCAAGAGAUUGAACUGAGCGAAGAGGAAGUGGGACGAAUCUCACAAGGAUCAAAGGUCAAGACUCAGGUUAAGUGGGCAAAACUGGGUGUUCUGCAGUGCAUGUGUCCAUUGGAACGUUUUCCAGCCAUCGGACAGGCCUCUUCUGCCCCUCUUCCACCCAUUCACAAAACCCUAGAGGCAAAUUGGCAUUUGUUAAACCUGCCUUUUGGAGCUGCAACAGAUGUCACAGAGCUGCAAAAGGAGAUGCUUGGGCUCAUGGGUACUUACAGAGACCUCUAUUUGGCAAACCUCUCCCCCUUGAAGGAGGCUAAGGAAGUGCGCAGCGCAUACUGUCUUCAUGCCCUGAACCAUGUAUUAAAGGCCAACUCUCGUGUGCUUAGAAACAAUGCCAAGUUAAAGGAAUCUAAAAAUGGGGAUGAGGAUUUUCGUGACCAAGGGCUUACUAGACCAAAGGUCUUGAUUUUGGUGCCAUUCAGAGAUGGAGCACUGAGAGUUGUCCAGACCUUCAUGACACUUCUGGAGCCCAAAGGCAAGAAGACGGAUGCCAGUAACAAGAAACGCUUCAAGGAGGAAUAUGGAGAGGAGACGGAUGAGAAGCCACCUAAUCUGCAAAGGCCUGAUGACUACCACGCUGUCUUUUCUGGAAAUAUAGAUGAUCAUUUCAGGAUAGGUAUGUCUAUCCUGAGACACAGCAUGCGCCUAUACGCUCCCUUCUAUUCCUCUGACAUCAUCAUUGCUUCUCCGCUGGGUCUCCGCACAGUUCUGGGUGCUGAAGGGGAGAAGAAAAGAGACCAUGACUUUCUGUCUUCAAUCGAACUUUUGAUUGUGGAUCAGGCAGAUGUUUUCCUCAUGCAGAACUGGGAACAUUUACUCCAUGUGUUGGAGCAUUUGAACCUGCAGCCGCUGGACUCUCAUGGUGUUGAUUUCUCUCGCGUUCGCAUGUGGAACCUAAACAACUGGGCAGCUUAUUACAGACAGACGCUGGUGUUCAGUGCCAUACAAGAACCUCAGAUCACCAACAUCCUCACCAAACACUGCCACAACUACAGAGGCCAGGUGUGCAGUAAAACCAUUCCAAAGAUAGGCUCAAUCUGUCAGGUACUUGUGCAGCUGCCACAUGUUUUUCAGAUGUUUCACUCUGACAGCUUCAUGGACCAGGAUGCCAGGUUCCAGUUCUUUGUGGAUAAGAUCCUGCCUCAGUACAGAGACUCUGUCAUGUCCCACACUUUCAUCUAUGUGCCUUCGUACUUUGAUUUUGUACGUCUGCGAAACUACCUGAAGAAGGAAGACGUCAGUUUUGCUAAUAUUAGCGAGUACUCUCAGAGAUCAGAGGUGUCUCGAGCGCGACAUUACUUCCAGAAAGGAGAAAAACAGUUUCUGCUCUUCUCUGAGAGAUUCCACUUUUAUAAGAGAUACACUAUCAAGGGUAUCCACAAUCUGAUCUUCUACGGGUUGCCCACAUACCCUCAUUUCUACAGUGAGGUGUGUAAUAUGCUUCAGGCUGGAGUCAGAGAGGGUGGUGCUUCUGUCAGCUUCACCUGCACGGCUCUGUACUCUCGAUAUGAUGUGCACCGUCUGGCUGCCAUCACCGGGGCUGACCGCGCCGCUCAGAUGCUUCAGUCCAAAAAAACCACACACCUCUUCAUCACGGGGGAGGAGAAAAGCACAUGAAGAGGUACUGCGAAAAUCUGAUGUGACGUUUUAAUCUCUCCGAGAAGGAAGAUAAUCUGUGUUGGUGGUAGUGGGUAAAAUGAUGUUUUCCCUUCUGUCAUAUGACUGAAUUUAAUGAUGAUAUUCCCUUUCCCUUUUAUA